Penaeus chinensis is the source of this 2799-nucleotide messenger RNA. RefSeq lists its product as uncharacterized. The coding region runs from base 829 to 1113 and encodes 94 amino acids. The record is from RefSeq and is a predicted model, not a curated record. The transcript is spliced from 2 exons. NCBI's taxonomy places the organism in Eukaryota, Metazoa, Arthropoda, Malacostraca, Decapoda, Penaeidae.
GUGCGCGGGGAAGCACGUCGCCACGCGCCUGCGAUCGCCUCUUCCACGCUUCUCGCUCUUUCGGUGGUCUUUGCUCUUGCUAUCGCCCCCCCCCCACGCGCAUAGGUCCUUUCGUCGUGGGUCUAAGAAGCGCAGAGAUUAUUGUUAUUUUUUUCUUCUCGUGAGGGCUUGUGGAAAAGGUCUUUGGUCUUAGACCGGACUCGAGAUUUUUAAAAUUUAGAUUUUGCCGAAGUUUUGGUGGAUGAUAUUUUUAAAAUUCAUUUUGAUCAUUGCUGGUCUCGCCUCUUCGUCGAUAGCAAUUGAUUAUCAUUAUUAUUUUAUUAAUCAUUCCCAAAGUAGAAUAAAAAGGGAUUGAAGAAAAGAGAGAGAAAGAAAACGCAUCACAAGUGAUUUCGGAAAGUGUGGCAUCAUGAAUUGAAGAAAAGAUUCGCAGAUUGUACGGAUAAGCAGAGCCAGUAGGCCUUCCUGUGUCGCAACUGGCGGCUGCGGAUAUCGGUCCCAAGGAGAGUGAAUUGUACGAAUAAAAAGUGGCAGGAUAUAUGUUUACUAUUUGUUAUUAUUCGGUCUCGUGAAUAUUUCGCCCGUGUGACAACAACCCACGCCGACUUUAUGGAUAAAUAAAAGAAAAAAAGAAAAGAGGAAAGUGAGAGAAAAAAAAGGAAGAGAGAUACGGGGUAAAGAAUAAUAAGACGAAUAAUGGAUAUUAGCCGCCUAUAACCACCAAGUAAAAGCCAAAUAAAAUACAGAAAGAUAGUUAAGUGAAACUUGAAAGAGAGAAAAGCGCUGAAAAUCGAAUCCAUCCCAGAAAAAUAUUUUCUAAAGGGCACAAUGCGGUUGUUAACGAUGGUGGUGUUGAUGAUGGCCAUGGUGGUUAUGGUGCUGAGUGACGGAGUAGGUGGAGGAGGAGGUGGAGGUGGUGGAGGAGGAGGUAGAAGAGGAUUUGGAGCCGGGAUGAUCAGGGACCUGACGAUGAAACUGCGCCUCGUGGACAACGGGUAUGACGACGUGGUGGUCAAGAUCGAUGAAGAUAUACCGGCGACCUGGUGUAACGGCAUCUUCCUCGGCUUACAGGUAUGUGGAUACUCGAAUUCUCACCAAAGGAAAUCGAAAUAAAAUCAACAUGAUCCAGGUAAGUUAAAGGGAAAAAUAAAUGAAAAAAAGGAAGAAAGGGGAAAUGAUGAAAAUCAAUACAAUCAUGGUGAUAGUAUUGAAUAUGAUAAUAUCCCAUCAAAAUUAUCAUGAUUAUCGUUAUCAUUGUUGUUAUUAUAAUUAUUAUCAUCAUCAUCAGCAUCAUCACAAUCAUCCUCGGCAUUGCCAUUAUUAUAAUUGUAACAGGCAAUAUCUUCUAUCUAUUAAUCAUCUCCUAUAUCACAUUAUAAAUUCUAGUACUGUUUCUUUCAUAUCCAAACUUGAUUUUUACUUGCAUUGGAGGAAGAUAAAAAUAGAGAGGAAAAUAACAAACAAUGAGGAAAAACACACAUAUAUAUAGAAAUGUAUAUCUUCUUGUUACAUUUAUAAGCCCAUAGCUUUUUCUCGAUAUCUUUCCAUGUCAAAUCAAAUGAGUUAACGAAAAUCGAGUGAUGUAAAACGCACAUAUACUCUGGAAUCGUAAACUAUUACACUUCAGUAAAGAAAAGAGGAUAUUUAGGUGGAUCUAGAAUUAUGAGUCAGUGUUUUAAUAUUUACAUAGAACAAAAACCGUAAAGUGCUGAACAGACACACAAUUCUCCUCCCAUUUCUAAAUCGAGCAGGUAAAACACAACCGUAAUAAAGAGAGAAACACGCAAUACACUACGUUUCUGAGGGAAAAAUAAUCCUUUUCGUGCAGUGAUUCCAAACAAGAUCAACAAGAUAUUUUUUUCUCCAAACAUUAUUCUGUGUUAUGUUGGUUCCACAUUGUUCUGAUCUCCUGUUAUGCACGAAGCUCUUUUCUCGUGUUCGUAUGCGCACCCCAUAGUCGGUAUGAAUAGGCACUUUAUCAAACCGACGAGAACCAGCAGGAAUGUCACGCGGCCGAAUGCAAUCCCCAUUCCCAGGCUAAAGUUAGGAUUUAAUUUAGCUUGGAGAGCUAUGCGUCAGUGUCUAGGCGACCGCUCUCUGGUGUCGAGGCUGCUAACAGUUAGCUGGGGAAACUUGUAUCCAAUUACAGUGAGCGAGCAUUUGGUAUUUCGUGGUAACGCAUACUAAUGCUGAUAUUGUAAGCGACACCCCACAGUAUGAGUUAGGGGAGUAGUUGUUUACAAGGAUGAAAAAUAAUGACACAAAAUACAAAUGAAAGAACCCCGAAAAUAACUGUGAACUGUGCAUAGAUAACAUUGCUGUUGCCUCUGAUAAAAGUAAUAUAAUCAAGGAAGUCUUCAUAAUAAUGUGCAUGCUAUAAACACUGUAAUGAGAGCACUAAUGACAUCACGCUGAUGACGGCAAUAAUGAUUUAUACUGAUUAUUAAGACGAUCAUGAUAAAAAUGAUAAGAAUAAUACUAAUAACUACAAUGACAUCAAGAGUAAUAAUGAUAACAAUUGUAAUAUUUAUUAUCAUUAUAGUAAUUCAUACUAUAAUUCUGAUAGUCAAAAUAUUGAUAGAAGAGAAUAAAAAGACAUGUAUUCCGAUGAUGGAGAUAGUGAUCCCAGUAAUACUAAUGAUAAUAGGUAAAUCAACAGCAAACGCGAACAUCAAACAUAUAACAGUUGAUAAAGAUUUUCCAGGACAGGCGAAAAAGCCCUCAAGUAUUAUCUUCCAUAAGCCUCCACCAGUAUCAGUUAAGCCUAUGUACAAAUAUUACAGAUAAUUCCCUUAUCGG